CGGACGCCGCACGCUCUAUCGGCCUAAUUACACACAUAACUCGAUUCCUUUCUCGAAUACAAAUCGAUACCUAUCCGAUUAAUCAAGAAGAAUAACGUGCCAAACGAAUCCUAUGCUCAAAACGAAACAAUUGAUAGUUACCACUUAACGUACUGUAGCGCCAAUUACAAUGUAAAAUUUUGAUCUGUGGUUGGUGUCAGUGAAUGGUUUGUGUGUAUUCGUGUAGUAGUAAAUUAAUUGGUGACGAUGUGUACAUAACAGGUGUAACGUUUGUGAGUGACAUUAAGUAGUUUUACAGAAUGAGAGGGGCGAACGCAAUAUUCCUUAUUUUAUUCUUCGGACAUCUAUCAGCCCUGCCUGACACCAUCCGAAUAGGUGGACUUUUCCACCCGGAAGAUGACAAGCAGGAGGUCGCGUUUCGGUACGCAGUGGAGCGAGUGAAUGCGGACAGGGCAGUGUUACCCAGAGCUAAGCUAUUGGCGCAAGUAGAGACCAUCUCGCCACAAGACAGCUUCCAUGCUUCCAAACGAGUGUGUCACCUGCUACGAAGUGGCGUGGCGGCCAUCUUUGGCCCCCAGUCUGCGCCAGCUGCCGCCCACGUCCAGUCAAUAUGUGACACUAUGGAACUCCCACAUUUGGAAACCAGGUGGGAUUACCGCACCAGAAGAGAAUCAUGUUUGGUCAACCUUUAUCCACACCCAGCUGCACUGAGUCGAGCUUACGUAGAUUUAGUGAGAGCUUGGGGAUGGCGGUCGUUUACAAUAGUUUACGAGAACAGUGACGGCUUAGUUCGUCUUCAAGAGUUGCUCAAAGCUCACGGUCCGUCGGAACUGCCUGUUGCUGUGAGGCAACUGCCAGAUUCUCAUGAUUACAGGCCACUUUUGAAGCAAAUAAAGAAUUCAGCAGAGUCGCAUAUUGUAUUAGAUUGUGCCACAGAGAGGAUACGAGACGUACUUCAACAAGCACAGCAAAUAGGAAUGAUGUCUGACUAUCAUAGUUAUUUAAUAACGUCCCUGGACCUUCACAGCGUAGAUUUAGAAGAAUUCAAAUACGGUGGCACAAAUAUUACAGCUUUAAGAUUACUUGACCCUGAACGUGCUGAUGUCCAAAGAGUCGUAAGGGAUUGGGUUUACGAUGAAGCCCGAAAAGGACGUAAACUCCAAUUGGGACAUACGACGGCUAAGGAAAACAUGACCUUUAUAAAGACGGAAACGGCUUUAAUGUACGAUGCAGUACAUCUAUUCGCGAAGGCUCUGCACGAUCUUGACACGUCACAACAAAUAGACGUAAGGCCACUCUCCUGCGAGGCUGAAGACACGUGGCCCCAUGGGUACAGCCUCAUCAAUUACAUGAAAAUCGUCGAAAUGAAAGGCUUAACCGGAGUGAUAAAGUUUGAUCAUCAAGGAUUCAGAAGCGAUUUCACUCUAGAUAUAAUUGAAUUAACGAGGGACGGACUGCAAAAGGCUGGAACUUGGAACUCUUCAGAAGGUGUGAAUUACACGAGAUCUUACGGCGAAAACCAAAAGCAGAUAGUGGAAAUACUUCAGAACAAGACGCUCAUCGUAACAACCAUUCUGAGCUCGCCAUAUUGUAUGAGGAGAGAGGCCAGCGAGAAGCUAACGGGCAACGCACAGUUCGAGGGUUACGCCAUUGAUCUAAUUCACGAGAUAUCUAAAAUUCUGGGCUUCAAUUAUACAUUCAAGCUGGCGCCUGACGGUCGAUACGGGUCCUACAACCGUGAGACUAAAGAGUGGGACGGCAUGAUAAGGGAAUUGUUGGAGCAGCGAGCCGACCUCGCCAUCGCUGAUCUAACCAUUACAUACGACAGGGAGCAAGUGGUUGACUUCACAAUGCCGUUCAUGAAUCUCGGCAUUUCCGUGCUUUACCGCAAGCCCAUUAAGCAACCGCCGAACUUGUUCUCGUUCCUAUCACCGCUCUCCCUCGACGUGUGGAUUUAUAUGGCUACCGCAUAUCUCGGCGUAUCCGUUCUGCUCUUUAUAUUGGCAAGGUUCACUCCAUACGAAUGGCAUCCAACGCACACUCCUGAUGGUGAGAAAAUGGAAAAUAUUUUCUCUCUAGCAAACUGUUUAUGGUUUGCCAUCGGAUCUCUUAUGCAGCAAAGUUGUGAUUUUUUGCCCAAGUUCAGCCCGUACGAGUGGGACUCCCCCAGGAACUGCCUAGACGAGCCGCCGGUGCUGGAGAAUCAGUUCACUCUCUUGAACUCGCUGUGGUUCACUAUCGGCUCCUUGAUGCAGCAAGGUUCGGAUAUCGCGCCGAAAGCGGUAUCGACUCGCAUGGUGGCGGGAAUGUGGUGGUUCUUCACUUUGAUCAUGAUAUCGUCGUACACCGCCAACCUCGCCGCGUUCCUCACUGUAGAGCGAAUGGACUCACCAAUUGAGAGUGCUGAAGAUCUCGCCAAACAGACCAAGAUUAAGUACGGCGCACUAAAGGGAGGCUCCACUGCUGCAUUUUUCAGGGACUCAAACUUCUCCACAUACCAACGAAUGUGGUCUUUCAUGGAAUCUGCUCGACCGUCGGUAUUUGCGACCAGUAACAAGGAGGGAGAAGAGAGAGUGGUUCGAGGAAAAGGCGCAUAUGCUUACCUUAUGGAGUCAACCACUAUUGAAUAUGUUGUGGAAAGGAAUUGUGACCUCACGCAAGUGGGGGGUAUGCUGGACUCAAAGGGAUACGGGAUCGCCAUGCCACCAAACUCGCCAUACCGUACGGCCAUAAGCGGGGCUGUUCUCAAACUGCAGGAGGAAGGAAAAUUGCACAUUCUGAAAACAAAAUGGUGGAAAGAGAAACGUGGCGGAGGGUCUUGUAGGGACGAGACAUCGAAAUCGUCAUCAACAGCGAACGAGCUAGGGUUGGCAAACGUCGGCGGAGUGUUCGUCGUACUAAUGGGUGGGAUGGGCGUCGCGUGCGUCAUCGCCGUCUGCGAAUUCGUCUGGAAGUCGCGCAAAGUUGCCGUUGACGAACGAAAGGAAGAGGCCUCACUAUGCUCGGAGAUGGCAUCGGAGCUGCGGUCGGCGCUGAAGUGCCCGGGCGGCGGCGCUGGCGGCGGCGGCGGCGGGCCGGGCGGGGCUCGUGACGGCGCGGGCUCGCCCUACCUGCACUACGGGUUCAGUACCAAGAGUCAGCUGCACUAGCGGCCGGAGCCCGCCGCCUCGCCCCCCAGCGACGUGUAGGCACCGCGCGGCGGACGCUCCAAUAAACCCUCGCUGCUCCCGACACGACUCCACUGAACCCAUAGCCCGCUGUGAAUGUUCAAAUUAGUUGGAUUCGUUUCGACUCGAUGCGUAGAUGUUUACGAUAUAUUAUUGUAAAUAAAUUCAUAUCUAAUUUGUAUAGGCUAAGUACUGUUGUAAUUUAAGCGAGCGAUGUUAUACAAUUUUUAUAUUGUUUUGAAAAUCAAUAAGUAUUUAUUUGUAAUAAGUACAACCUCUUGCCAAAGAUACACGUGCCAAAUUUUGGAAUAUUCUUGUCCACGCGUGUAAUUAAUAUGCACACGGUGGCACGACUGGUGAAAAUAAUUAUUUGUUCAUGUUUAACUUGGUAUCGAUUUGAGAUAAAUUAUGUGUUACCAAAUCUGUAGAUAUCUAAUAAUCGACGUUUUAUAUCUUUGAAUCGAUUAGAAUAAAGUGACAUUUCAUUAAAAUAGAAUGAGAGAAUGUUAAUAUUUCCAGUUAAAUUAAUUGUAAAUACGAUACAGUGGUACUGCCAAAGUAGGUUUAAUAAUUAGGAAAAUUUACAACGGAUAAGUAAGUCUCAUAAUUUGUUUAUUGCUACGAGUAUGACGACGGGAAACACAAAUUCACUCCCGUGGAAAAUUUAAAUGAUAAUAAUUAUACAUUUAAUGCAUGUAAACUUAGAAUAACGAUGCAAAUUGGAAUAACGAUGAAAAUUAACGAACCGGUCACAUGCGUGGCAUUAUCACUCGGUGUCGUUUGAUACUCUGUGUGAUACCGUGCAUGAUACUUGUAAAUGGUGUCUGAUACGAUCGGUUGGCUCAACAUGUGCCAAAUAUGUUGCUCUGUUCACUGUCUGUACUAUAUUUUGUAAGUUUACAUU
Molecule: messenger RNA, 4071 nt
Organism: Spodoptera litura
Lineage: Eukaryota; Metazoa; Arthropoda; Insecta; Lepidoptera; Noctuidae
Source: RefSeq, a predicted model, not a curated record